CCAGCCACGUCCAACCCCUAUUUGCCUACUUUCGUUUAACACGAACCGCUAUACGGCCAUAUGGGGCGCAUGAUCUCCGCAGCUAACGAACAUGCUGUUUAGCGGCCCCUUCAGCUCGCCUCGGCGCUAGGAGGCGUAUUGGUUAGUGCGGGACCCUCUCCUCUCACGAAGUGCCCCCAGCGCCCGGGCACGAUCGAGGCACAGCUCAAUCAGGACACAAGUGUAAGAUUCGCUGCCUCUUUCUAUCGCGCAGUCCAAUCGACCUGCUCACUUUGGGCUCGUGCUUACGCGCGUGCUACGUUGUGUUUGUUGCAAGUGCCCCUCGGGCUCCAGCCUCAGAGGCGCAGGGCCGGUACCUUCCUUUUCCUUCAAAUACCCCUCUUUCCGUGUUCACAUUCACCGCAAUGUUUCGUUCCUCGUUUCCGUGAAGCAUACCCAGCUCAAGAUGGCCGACGACACUCCGUGGGGAAGACGCCUCGUCAUCUGCUGCGACGGCACAUGGCAGUCCAGCGCCAGCUUUAAGGACAACGUCCCUUCCAACGUCACCAAAUUGUGCCGCGUUAUAUCCCGCAUUGGCACCGACGGCCACGACCCGAAGAAGAAAUGGCACCAAAUCGUCUACUAUGACGGCGGCGUCGGCACAGGCAACCUGAGCGCCUCGGAGCAGCGACGGCAAGGCGGCACAGGAGCAGGCUUAGCGGAGAACGUGAUCGAAGCGUACAACUUCAUCGUUCUGAACUACGAGCCCGGCGACGAGAUCUUCUGCUUCGGCUUCUCCAGGGGCGCCUACACGGCGCGCGCAGUAGCGGGCUUGGUCACCGAUAUUGGCGUCCUGAAGCCCAUCCACAUGCAGGUCUUUCCGGAGAUAUACCGCGCCUACAUGACGAACGAUGAGGGGCUUCCGUUCCGCGAGACGCAGGCUUGGCAGGAUUUUAUCAAGGGCAAGCUGACAAUGCGUGGUCAAGAGCUGAGCAGGACGAGUGGUGGGAUCCAGGGCAUCCAGGAGAGGGCACAGAGCUGGGAGAUCAAUCCUCACCACAAUUUGAUCGCCAGCGAGGAGAGCAGGAAGGUUAAGGUGGUGGGCGUUUGGGACACGGUUGGCAGCUUGGGCGUUCCGGAUGUUGCGUGGUUCGACAACGAGAAGUACAGAACUAAGUACGGCUUUCAUAACGUGAAGCUAAACGAGAAUAUCGAGCACGCGUAUCAUGCGCUGGCUUUGGACGAGCGCCGCAAAGCCUUCCGACCGACGCUCUGGUACAUCCCUAAAGAUCUCCAGGCAAGACUCGCGAAAGAAGGCAAGCCCAUGCCCGAACUGAAGCAAGUUUGGUUCCCAGGGGUACACAUAAAUUGCGGCGGCGGCUCUGACGACUGCAUCAAAGACAUGAAAGGAGACCUCGAGCACCUCUCCACCGCAACCUUCACCUGGAUGCUCCAAUGCAUCGCCCCGCACAUCACCAUCGACCAGGCCCAGUUCAAAGCCUGGCUAGCGCAGUACGAGCGCUGGCUCGAGAAAGUCCGCUACUCCUGCACCUACCACCACGACACCUGGCUCGACUGGGCCAAGAACAAGAUCCCCACCAUCCCGCUCCUCAACCCCGCGGAAAGUGAGCUCGCGCCGCCGAAGCGCGACCCGCCGCACACGCACCCCGGCUUCGACUACGGCUGGGGCACUGGCCCUAUCGUGGACUCGUACGGCGGCAUCUACCUGCUGAACGGCGAGCUGCGCCGCGUCCCGGGGCACUGCCAGGCUGAGAUGUUCGACCUCGCGAGCGGCGAGACGAAGCUCGACGAUAUCAACAAGUACGGCGAGACGAACGAGUACAUCCACCCCAUCUGCGAGUAUCGCAAGAUCAUCCGCGGAGCCGAGGAUAACUCCGCGCUGAAGAAGUUCACGCGCAAGUGGGAGAAGAGCGAUGGGAAGGGCCGCUUCUGGUGGUAUCGAGAGGGCGAUCCGAAGCCGGUGCCGGAAUGGGUCAUUCUGAGGCAUGUGGACGGGGAGGUCAACUUUGAGAGGACGUGGUAUGAGCAGUGUGAGAAGACGGAGAAGAUGCUGGGGACGCUGAAGAAGGCGAAGUAUGAGAAGGACUUCUUGGCGGCGUUGGAUGAGGUGAAUGAUUUCAAGGUUGGGGAGAGGGAGGGCUGGGUGUAUCCUUGAGGUUGCGUGGGGUGUUUAUGCAGGUCACGGGUGUCCUUCGAAAACUGGAGUCUCGAGAAUUCUGUAUUCGCUGUCUAUCGCUGAAGAGACUGUCCAGACAAAUCUAAAAUGAAAAUGAGCGCUUAUCCGUAUCUUCGCAACGCCAACCAUUCUCCAGACACCCCCGCUACGUCAACAGCAACUUUCU
Trematosphaeria pertusa is the source of this 2342-nucleotide messenger RNA. RefSeq lists its product as uncharacterized. NCBI's taxonomy places the organism in Eukaryota, Fungi, Ascomycota, Dothideomycetes, Pleosporales, Trematosphaeriaceae. The record is from RefSeq and is a predicted model, not a curated record. Bases 446 to 2155 code for a protein of 569 amino acids. The transcript is spliced from 3 exons.